AUGGCUGAGGACCCCUUUAUAAACCAAUACCAGGUCACUGGGGAAGUCACACAACACUCGCGACCACAGAGAGACAGAGAAAAACACCUGCUCCAAACAGCCCAGUCUACCAUUGAAGAAUCUAUUCUCUCUCCUCCUUUUUUGCUCACUCGUUCAUUUACCUCCUGGGACAUGAUGUGGAAACCACUGGUAUUAGCUGUGUGUCUGUUAGUGGCUGGGGUGCAGGGGAUGGAGCGCCCCACGUAUGGAGUGAAGCUAUGUGGCCGGGAGUUCAUCCGGGCGGUCAUCUUCACCUGUGGAGGAUCUCGCUGGAGACGGUCACUCGGGAGUGCAGGAGACUUCCCUCAGGACCCUUUCAGCUCCCAUGACGAGGACUCGCCUGAAGGCUGGAACUCAGACUCCCAGGUCCCAGAGGGUCCCUUCCAGCAUGUCCAGGAGGGUGGGGUGUUCAUCAGCAGGCCAGCCCGCUCCCUCAUCUCAGAGGAGAUACUGGAGGCUCUCCGUAUGUCAGACCGUAAGGGCCGUGAUGUGGUGGUGGGCCUGUCCAACGCCUGCUGCAAGUGGGGCUGCAGCAAGGGAGACAUCAGCUCCCUUUGCUGAGAAUCCACCCCAUUCUCUCUCCUCCCAUGCACACACAUAGCCCUACACAUACCUGCUAUUUUCUCACAUCUCUCUCUCUCUCGGUUUUUCUAACUGCU
Oncorhynchus nerka (sockeye salmon) is the source of this 698-nucleotide messenger RNA. RefSeq names its product relaxin-3-like. The transcript has 2 exons. Lineage: Eukaryota; Metazoa; Chordata; Actinopteri; Salmoniformes; Salmonidae. The coding region runs from base 1 to 600 and encodes 199 amino acids. Gene Ontology annotation, molecular function: G protein-coupled receptor binding; hormone activity. Gene Ontology annotation, cellular component: extracellular region. The record is from RefSeq and is a predicted model, not a curated record.